AUGGUCAUGAUGGGCCUUAACGGAGGGCGUCUUGUAAUGCCUAUGGCGGAUGACAUGCACACCCAUCUGCGGCAAGUGGAACUGAUGGAUAUGGUCACGCUUCAAAUACGCAAGGGAGGGUGCAACCGGGUGCUGGUGAUGCCCAACACUGUGCCGCCGAUUGUGACGUGCUCACAAGCGCUCGAAUACAGAAAUGAACUUCUGAAAAGGGACCCGAAUGUGAAUUACUUGAUGACCUUGUACCUCUGCCGCGAGAUCGACGCCGAGGACAUCGCCAAGCGCGCGAAGGAGUCGCAUGUUGUUGGAGUUAAACUGUACCCGCGUGGUGUGACAACAAACUCCGAGGCCGGCGUGGAGGACCUUACCCAAUAUGAGGAUAUCUUUAAAGUGAUGGAAGAACUCGGUAUGAGUUUGCACAUCCACGCUGAAAAGCCAGAGGCGCCGACACUCCACGCGGAAGAAAUGUUCUUGCCUAUAUUUGAAGACCUCCAUUCGCGCUUCCCCAAACUGAAAAUCGUUUUUGAGCACAUUUCGACGGCUGCAGCAGUAAAAGCGAUUAAGGGCAAACCUAAUGUAGCCGCAUCUAUAACUGCGCACCACCUGCGGCUGACCACUGAGGAUGUGUGGACAACAGAGGAUGUUCAGCGCCAGAUGGACUCUUCCGAUAAAUCAUCUGUCCAGCCCCGCAUAGCUCAGUCCCACAACUUUUGCAAACCCAUUGCAAAGAGCGCAGAGGACCGAGAGGCGCUCCUGCAGGUCGUGCGCGAGGGCCAUCCGCAGCAAAAGAAAGACUCGUAUCCGCCAGCAGCUGGUGUAUUCACGCAACCCUUCCUCCUUGCGUAUCUCGCAGACACUUUUGCCCGUGCGGGGUGCCUAGACAAAUUGCAAAGUUUUGCUUGCGAAAACGCAGCAGCUUUCUUUGGGCUUCCUAAAAAGGAGCUGGUGGAGGGCGAGGAUUGCGUUGUGCUGGAGCAGACACCGUGCACGAUCCCGAACGUCAUCUGUGGAGCUGAAGGCACUAGCACGGAUGUUGUUCCCUUCCUCGCUGGCCAUGAACUCGGCUACACCCUAAAAGUAGUCCCGUUUUCCAGGAGCUUGGAGGCUCGACAGUGA
Eimeria necatrix is the source of this 1113-nucleotide messenger RNA. RefSeq names its product dihydroorotase protein, putative. Lineage: Eukaryota; Apicomplexa; Conoidasida; Eucoccidiorida; Eimeriidae. Gene Ontology annotation, molecular function: dihydroorotase activity. Gene Ontology annotation, biological process: pyrimidine nucleotide biosynthetic process; 'de novo' pyrimidine nucleobase biosynthetic process. The record is from RefSeq and is a predicted model, not a curated record. Gene Ontology annotation, cellular component: cytoplasm. The transcript is spliced from 12 exons. The coding region runs from base 1 to 1113 and encodes 370 amino acids.